CUCUCCGCUCUCUUCCAGAUCGGCAGACGGACAAACGGCAGGACGGAUCCUCGGGUGGGGGCUGUGUUGGGCGGCUCGGCGGCAGGCUGGUGGAAAAUGUCGUCAGGAGCCGGAGGGAGGGGCGGCCGGCCGCUGAGGAGCACGGGGGGAAGAGGGGGGGCGGGCGAGGCGGAGGAAGGGCCCGUCUGGAUCCCGUUUCCCGAGCAUGGCGCCGACGUCCUGGGCGGCCUGAACAAGCAGCGUCUCAGCGGCCUCCUCUGCGACGUGCUUCUGGUCAGCGAGGAGCGGGAGUUCCCCGCCCACCGCUCCGUGCUGGCGUCCUGCAGCUCCUACUUCCACAAGCUCUUCACCUCGGGGGCGGCCGACCAGCACAACGUCUACAACAUUGACUUCGUGGCGGCGGAAGCUCUGGGGGCUUUGCUGGACUUCGCCUACACCGCCACGCUGACUGUCAGCCGGAGCAGCGUGGCCGACAUCCUCGGCGCCGCGCGCCUCCUGGAGAUCCCCCCCGUCCAGGAAGUCUGCGCUCACCUGCUGGACACCAAAGUGCUCUCCCCGCCGGCGGGAUGUGAGCAGAAUGAGGAGGACGAGGAGGACAGAGGCCGGGGGGAGCAGGGGAACCGGCUGCGGGCGCAGGAGUACUUGGAGUUUUUCCAGAGGGGGGCGCACUGGAGCAGCAGCUGCAGCACGCCAGAGCUCAGGGACCCGCCCACGCACUUUAGCAUUGGGAAUGGAAGGCCCCCCAGCAACGGGGCUCCUGCUGGCCCCGCUGAGUUCUACUCCCCCCUGGCGCUCGCCUUGUCCCAGCCCCCCUCAAAGGAAGCAGAGGAAGAGGAGGAGGAAGAAGAGGAUGAUGAAGAGUUGGUCCAGGACAACGGGGCAAGUCUGGGGACAUCGUUUUACCUCCCGUCUCAGAACGGGCACUUCUACUUCCCCCCGGACUCUCGGCAGGAAGCGGAGGAGGGGGGCAGGAGUGUGAUGGUGGGGGAGAGGGGCUCCGCCAGCGCCCUCCUGCAGCACAUGAUGGACUCCAUCGAGAAGCAGAAGGAGCGGGAAGCUGCGGGGGAGGAGCCGGGGGAGGGGGACGACCCCGACAUGGAGUUUUACUUGAAUUACUUCAGCAGCGCGCAGCACGAGGAUUCGGGCGCCGCCCCGCUAACGCCGGGAGCGCCGCCGCUGUGGAUGUCACGGAGCGGGCCGGGCCAGCACAGAGCGGACCGGGGCGGUGGGGGCGGGGCAGGCGGAGGAGAGAGGAAGAUGCGCUCUAAGGCGUUCCAGAAGUGCCCCAUAUGCUCCAAGGUCAUCCAAGGCGCCGGCAAGCUGCCCCGCCACAUCCGAACGCACACUGGAGAGAAGCCCUACGAGUGCGCCAUCUGCAAAGUGCGCUUUACCAGGCAGGACAAGCUGAAGGUCCACAUGCGGAAGCAUACAGGAGAGAAGCCUUACCUGUGCACACAGUGUGGAGCGGCCUUCGCUCACAACUACGACCUGAAGAACCACAUGCGCGUGCACACCGGCCUGCGGCCCUAUCAGUGCUCCAGCUGCUUCAAGACUUUUGUGCGCUCCGACCACCUGCACCGCCACCUCAAGAAGGACGGCUGCAACGGCAUCCCGUCCCGCCGCGGCCGAAAACCGCGGGUUCGAGAGCCAGAAGCCCUGGAGGCUCCGCAGGGCCCGGUCGGCCCCGCCUCGGAGGCGGGCCCCGGCCCUCGUGGCGUCAGGGGGAGGCGGCGCUCCGAGGCGUCCUCCGCGGCAGACGUGGAGAGCGCCGCUCACAGCCCUCCGCAGCAGGAGCUAGCAUUGGAGGCGGGGCCAUGAGACUGGGGGGCAGACUCUGCUGAACGACCUGUGAGACAGGCGGCAGCGGGGGGACGCGGACGACAGAACAACUGUUGCUCUACAAACCAAAUCAGGGUGUCUCAGAAAUCAGAUUUUAUUUUUCUUUCCUUUGAUUCUAGGAAACUAAACCGACAGAAAGCACUUGAGUUCAACGCCGAGGCUCCGCCCCCCGGCCGUCCGUGGUAGAUGUUUAGACGUCGGCGUGUGCACGGCGGGGUGCAUCUAUGCAGUUCAUGGUUUGGUUGCGUCCUUGCA
This is a messenger RNA of Oryzias melastigma (Indian medaka), 2094 nucleotides long. RefSeq names its product zinc finger and BTB domain containing 7a (gene zbtb7a). NCBI's taxonomy places the organism in Eukaryota, Metazoa, Chordata, Actinopteri, Beloniformes, Adrianichthyidae. Gene Ontology annotation, molecular function: DNA-binding transcription factor activity, RNA polymerase II-specific; protein binding; RNA polymerase II cis-regulatory region sequence-specific DNA binding. The record is from RefSeq and is a predicted model, not a curated record. The coding region runs from base 97 to 1818 and encodes 573 amino acids. The transcript has 3 exons. Gene Ontology annotation, biological process: regulation of transcription by RNA polymerase II.